This is a messenger RNA of Passer domesticus (house sparrow), 2844 nucleotides long. It is a transcript of the gene RAB1A, whose product is annotated as RAB1A, member RAS oncogene family. The record is from RefSeq and is a predicted model, not a curated record. Gene Ontology annotation, biological process: vesicle-mediated transport. Lineage: Eukaryota; Metazoa; Chordata; Aves; Passeriformes; Passeridae. The transcript is spliced from 6 exons. The coding region runs from base 16 to 996 and encodes 326 amino acids. Gene Ontology annotation, molecular function: GTPase activity; GTP binding.
GGCUGGUUAUUGCGCAUGCGCUGCCGCCGCCGCCGCGGCCGCCGGGAGAGCGAGUCCGUAGGAGGGGGCGCGGCCGGGAGGAGGCGGCGGCGCGGACUCGGUUUCCCGUCGCGCCCCUCGGCCGCCCCCCGGCCAUGUAAGCGCUGCUCGGCGAGCGGCCGCCCCGUUUCCUGGUCGGGCUCCGGCGGCCAUUUUGGGCUGAGGCGCAGCGCGGAGGCCGCGGAGCGGGCGCGGGCGGACGGGCCGAGCCGAGCGCCGGGCGAUCGCGGCUCCCUCGGACCAGCGCACCGCGGAGCGCCUGCCUCGGCGGCGGGAGGUGCCGCCGCACCGCCCCCUCACAGCGCGCUCGCCGUCCCUCGGGCCGCGGGCCCCACGGACAUGUCCAGCAUGAACCCCGAAUAUGACUAUUUAUUCAAGCUACUUCUGAUUGGAGACUCCGGUGUUGGGAAAUCUUGCCUUCUACUUAGGUUUGCAGAUGACACGUACACAGAAAGCUACAUCAGCACGAUUGGUGUGGACUUCAAAAUCAGAACUAUAGAACUAGAUGGGAAAACAAUCAAGCUUCAGAUAUGGGACACGGCGGGACAGGAGAGGUUUCGGACUAUCACUUCCAGUUACUAUAGAGGAGCUCAUGGCAUCAUAGUUGUGUAUGAUGUUACAGAUCAGGAGUCUUUCAAUAAUGUCAAGCAGUGGCUGCAGGAGAUAGACCGCUAUGCCAGUGAAAACGUCAACAAGUUGUUGGUGGGGAACAAGUGUGAUCUGACCACAAAGAAAGUAGUAGACUAUACAACAGCAAAGGAAUUUGCAGAUUCUCUUGGAAUUCCGUUUUUGGAAACCAGUGCAAAGAAUGCCACAAAUGUAGAACAGUCUUUCAUGACCAUGGCUGCCGAGAUUAAAAAACGAAUGGGUCCGGGAGCAACAGCUGGUGGUGCAGAGAAGUCCAAUGUUAAAAUUCAGAGCACUCCAGUCAAGCAGUCUAGUGGAGGUUGCUGCUAAAACUUGCCUCCCCCCUUUUGUCUCACAACAAUGAAUUUGCAAUCUGAACCCAAGUGAAAAAAAAAAAUUUGCCUGAAUUGUACUGUAUGUAGCUGCACUACAACAGAUUCUUACCGUCUCCACAAAGGUCAGAGAUUGUAAAUGGUCAAUACUGACUUUUUUUAUUCCCUUGACUCAAGACAGCUAACUUCAUUUUCAGAACUGUUUUAAACCUUUGUGUGCUGGUUUAUAAACGUGUAAUCCUUGUUGCUUUUCCUGAUACCAGACUGUUUCCUGUGGUUGGUUAGGAUGUAUUUUUGUUUUGAUGUUUCUAUUGGCAUGUUUAGAUGUCAGGUUUAGUCUUCUGAAGAUGAAGUUUAGCCAUUUUGUAUCAAACAGCACAACAGUGUCUGUCACUUUCCAUGCAUAAAAUUUAGUAAGAUAUAUGUAAGAUCUGAUUUGCUAGUUCCUUCUUGUAGAAUUAUAAAUGGAGAGAUCACACUAUCUGAUUAAUAGUUUCUUCAUACUCUGCAUAUAAUUUGUGGCUGCAGAAUAUUGUAAUUUGUUGCACAAUAUGUAACAAAACUGAAGAAAUGUUUAAUAAAUAUUGUACUUAUUAGAAGUAAUAUCAAACUGUAUGGUGAUAAAUAUUGUCUUAAUUUGUAUGGCUAAGGGGGAAAUCAGGCUUGCAUUGUGCACAAAACAACAUAUCUGUGUGUGCAGCCAUGGCUCUCAGACCUUCCCUGCAACUCGCCCAGUGACUGUGGCCCCAAAGCCCGAGCUGUCAUGGUGCUUAAGGCACGAGUGCUGUACCAGAAACACCCAGCCAAGGUUCACAAGGCAUAAUGCACUCUGAAUGUACAACAGUUCCCUAACUUAGUCUUGGAACUUAAUUUAUUUCUCAAGGACUCUAUGUAGGGAAUUCCCGUCAGCUUUGCAUAGCAGGGGAGAGAACAGUAUUUCCCUAACACGAAUGAUUUCAGUGAAACCUUGAGGAGGUAUGACUUUCUACCAGUAUAUUAUGUCUUUUCUAUAUACUGUUACUUCCAUCCUCUUUUAAUCAGUAUCUUCUGACUUAGUGCAACAGCUUAGCUUCUGUUCCCUUCUGCAGCGAGGCACCAGGAGGGUGACAUGGGGAUAGCAAGGCCCCCACCAUACUGUUGCUCAAAGUAGGCGCUUUCUCAAACAAUUUGGAACUAACCAGCAGCCAAGAGGUUUUGGAUGGUGUGUGAUUCUUUGUACAGAGCUAAUCAAAUCAUUAGUGCCUGAUGUCUAGCUAAAAGCCACAGGAAAGCUAGCCUAUAACACUUCCUAUACAUGUAAAAUUGUUCAGCUUUAUCUAAACUCAAAUGUUCAGCCUAUUCUGUAAAUAGUCUCAUGUUUGAAAGACCAUGUAACAUUCCCCUAGUAGUAAAUACACCCUGUGAUAGUAAAAAUAUAGCCUAGGUAUGUUGUGAGGUAUAAACUAAAACUGGUGCAAAUAUCCUCUGAUUUUUUUUUUUGGGGGGGUGACUUUGGCUAACAGCUUUCUUCAACAUAGUUGCAUAAAUCAACAGGCAAUUGUAAUACAUAAAGUAUUGUCAUGGUUAAGUUGAACUCUUCCACUUGAGACCUUCACAAUAAAGUGAUGUGCUUUCUAGUAGAGAUGUGCUUGUUGGUAUAAUUCAUUAUAAAUGUGACCUGCUGCUCUCAGGAGCAGGAGGAGCAGUGAGAGCUGCUGAGAUCAGGACGUGAAGCAGAAGGAGGUGUGUUGAGGGUAAAACAUCUUCCCUGCAGAGAGUGCACAAAUGAACUUCAAUGUCGAGAUGCCUGCUACAUACUAUCCAAACCAAUGUUAAUAUAUACAGUAAUAAAAGCAUUGCAAAACCA